AUGUUCGUCAGCACGCUAGCCGAGAUCACCCUCGAAUGGUUCAGCACUAUUCCGAGUUCCAUAAUCACUUCGUUUGCCGAGUUCAAACGUGCUUUCUUGGAAAGAUUUUCAGCCAAUAGGGCCAAACCUGUAGAGAUGGCGGACAUGUUUGACAUACGUCAAAAUACAGAAGAAUCACUAAAACAGUUUGUCAAUCGCUUUACCAAUGUUAGCAUGAGAGUGGUGGAUCCUAACGAUGGAUUACUCGUGAAACCCUUUGUGAAGGGGCUCCGGGCUAGUUCUUUUAGUGAAUCUUUAUAUCGGAUCCCGCCAAAGCCUCUAAUGGAGAUAAGACAAAGAGCAGCAGUAGAAAUAGAAACUGAAGAAGCCAUGAGACAUAAAAAUGUGGGAGAUAAGAGGAUGUUGACUAAUGCAAGGAACAAACGAGAAGUUAAGCCAUUCAAAAGAGAAAGAACUCCUCCGCGGACUCAGUCAAAUUGCAGGUUCGUUCCUUAUUUAGCACAGAAAAGAACCGAGUAUCAUCGAACUCGUACAAUGCCUAAUCUUAGGUCAACCCUGGCGGAGAUACUGGAGGAUGCAGAAAUAUCUAAGCAUCUGCAUUAUCCUAGUAACACUGGGAGGACACUCGGGACCCGACCAAAUGCUUGGUGUAAAUUUCAUCAGGCUGGGGGUCAUGAUACCAAUUCAUGUUAUACUUUAACCAAUCAGUUAUCCACGUUACUAGACAAAGGAUUAAUGAAGAAAUACGUAAAGGCAGAUGCCGAUGCAGAACCAUCUGAGACACCCUCAGCGACCGACCUGCAUGAAAUACCCAUCUUGGGGGAUUUCAAUACAAUAGUGGGAGGCUUUGCUGGAGGAUGA
Vigna unguiculata (cowpea) is the source of this 861-nucleotide messenger RNA. RefSeq lists its product as uncharacterized. Lineage: Eukaryota; Viridiplantae; Streptophyta; Magnoliopsida; Fabales; Fabaceae. The record is from RefSeq and is a predicted model, not a curated record.